UUCCUUGAGCCACAAACACAAAAACGGAAGUCGACGGGACUCUGAAAGUCAAACUGUAGCAUGCUGGGCUUCGUUUUGAACUAACCUGCAUUUAUUAUAAUCAAACAUGUCAAGCAGCGGCUUAUUUAGGAUAGUCACGUUAACUAAAUGCAUCAGAACCAACGCUGCGUUCAUGGGCAGGACAAACACACUGAACAGACAACAGAUAUGUGGAUAUGCUAAGAAAGUUGUGGCCAAAGGGAGGGGCAAGGGCAUGAUGAAAGAGGAGCUGAAGGGUCCAGAGGUGUGCAAAGACCCCGUCAGGCUCACAUCUUAUGCAGUAGGUGUCAACAUCCUCAAGCAAGGCGAAGAUCCUCAGCUGAAGCCUGCUGAGCAAUAUCCAGAAUGGUUGUUCCAGUUGAACCUGGGAACACCCAAGAAGCUGAAUGAGCUCGAUUCGGACACCUGGGAGUACUGGAAGCGUUUGAGGAAGGAAAACAUUUGGCGUCACAACAGACUUCAUAAAGGGAAAAAGUUUUAGGACUUCACUGGACUCUUUUCUUUCUGUAUGUUGGAUUUCUAUGGACUCUGAGGACUUAACUGCCUUACAUGGUUUACGUUCAGAUGCAAAAUUCAGCUUCUAUUUCUAUGAAAUAUCAUAUCAACUUUUUGCCACAUCACCAAUUGUGUUAGUUUUAAUUCUGCAGCAUAUUCAGUGACCCUCUCACACUGUCGAUGUGGUGAAUUCCUGAAAACCAAGUAAACAUUAUAUGCUCAAGACGGGAAGA
Messenger RNA from Labrus bergylta (ballan wrasse), 767 nucleotides. RefSeq names its product mitochondrial ribosomal protein L54 (gene mrpl54). NCBI's taxonomy places the organism in Eukaryota, Metazoa, Chordata, Actinopteri, Labriformes, Labridae. Gene Ontology annotation, molecular function: structural constituent of ribosome. The record is from RefSeq and is a predicted model, not a curated record. Gene Ontology annotation, cellular component: mitochondrial large ribosomal subunit.